This is a messenger RNA of Aspergillus homomorphus CBS 101889, 690 nucleotides long. RefSeq lists its product as uncharacterized. The record is from RefSeq and is a predicted model, not a curated record. The transcript is spliced from 2 exons. NCBI's taxonomy places the organism in Eukaryota, Fungi, Ascomycota, Eurotiomycetes, Eurotiales, Aspergillaceae. Bases 171 to 554 code for a protein of 127 amino acids.
UCUUAUCAGUUUGUCCUAUAAAAAGAGGAUGAGCGGUGCGACCCCGCAGAUGCAGAGUUGACGGCUUCCCAAAGCCACCGACCGAGUCGUCUCUAAUGUUAUCAGACCGAUGUUUUCAGGAAAACUUGGAGAACAUCUUCCUUGCUGCUUCUUGAAAAUUGAGCGAUCGAAUGCAGAGAGGGAAAGAGAGAGUCAGCUGGUUGACCGCCCAGUUAGGUCAUUUCUUUCUCUGUUUCCGCUCACGUGGACCAGCUGCAGCUGGAAUUGGCUUAGUUUCUGGAAGCGAUAUCGCAUCAGUCCAUUGGACAUGUCCCGCAACACAUCGCGUGUUGACGAUGUUUCUGCGAGUUCUGGCGAGUCUUGCGAUGCCACACAGACUGGGAAGUGAAUUCCAACGAUGCAAUCAGCCAGCCAGCCUGGUUUCUCCACCAAUGACGUUUCUUCUGUCUCUAAUCCGCACUGUCAAAGCCCGUCGGCUAUCGACAUUCCCCAACUCGGGCGGAAUCCACCGCCUCCCCCAUCUUUUGAACGCUUAUCAGCUCUCUCGGACUUGAAGCCGAUCAUCAACUUCUCCAGUUCUUUCCUGCUCGGUUACUAAAAUGGGGGUCUAGGCAUAGCAAGGCCUCACCCAAUUUGCUUGGUCCGGCCACUGCAUGCCGCCCCAACUCUCACUCCUGGGCUACUCUGCUU